AUGGUUGAACUGCAGUCCAUUUUCAAAAAAGCCUACUGGGUCCUCGCCGCUGGCGGGCUGGUCUAUGUGCUCUUUGUCUGCUCUUUGACAUGGCCUGAAGUUCAGCGUUUUGCACUCUACGCCAACAAGGUCAAUCCCAGUCUCUGGCAGGAUGUGAAUCAAGUCGAGCAAUUCGGAUUCCUGAAAUCCCAAGUUCAGCCUUUCCACUUGGUGACGCCCGAUAAUGAGACUUUGUAUGGCUGGCACCUUAUGCCCCUACAUCUCUGUCGCGAACACGAGCAGGAAUUAAUUGACAGCCCUCCUGAUGGCCCUGCCAAGGACUACACAAAGACGGUUGCCUACAAGAGUUUGGCCAAUAACCCCAACGCUCGGGUCGUGGUAAGCUUCCAUGGCAAUGCGGCUCAUCUCGGCUCUGCCCAGCGCCCAGCCACUUACAAUGCUAUGUUAAGCCUGUCCACUCCGUCCAACCCCGUGCAUGUUUUUGCGAUUGACUAUCGCGGCUUCGGUGUAUCGACCGGCAGCCCCACUGAAGAGGGCCUGAUCACAGACGGUGUCUCGCUCAUCAACUUCCUGACGGCCGGUCCAUUGAAGGUUCCGACAUCUCGCAUCGUGAUCAUGGGCCAGAGCCUAGGCACAGCGGUCACAGCGGCAGUUGCCGAGCGGUACACCUUUGGGUCCCCCGAUCCAACCGCAAUCCAGCCCGCCAUCAAAAAUCCAGAGCCAUUUGCCGGUGUGAUUCUGGUAGCAUCUUUCAGUAACGUUCGAAAUGUCAUCGAGUCCUACAGUAUCAAGGGCUUGACGCCUCCGAUGCUGUCCCCGUUGAUUGGGUACCCCCGCUUCCAGAAAUGGGUAAUGAGCCAUAUUGUGGACCGCUGGGAGACCGGAUCCCGACUUGCGCGUCUGACUGGUGUCAAUAGUACGAGUCCGGAUGGCUCCGAGCUGGAGCAUUCUCAUAAGGAUCUUGAUUUGACUAUCAUACACUCGUCAAAUGAUAUUGAAAUUCCUUGGUAUGAAGGACGUCGCAAUUGGAUAGCUGCUACCGGCGAGGGCAUGCAGGGUGCUCCCGGAACAUUGACCUACGAGAGAGCUGAUGUUGGUAAGCCCGUUGGUGAGGUGAAGAUCUGGGAGAACAAGAUUACUGGAAAGGAUGGGAGCACGGCCUUGAAGAAAGUGCGCUGGGAGCGCGUCCGCUAUGGAGGCCAUGAUCGUGUUGCGACGUUCUCUGUUGCUGGCCUUGCAGCUCUCAGGGCCUUUGAGGAGUGA
Molecule: messenger RNA, 1263 nt
Organism: Penicillium maclennaniae
Lineage: Eukaryota; Fungi; Ascomycota; Eurotiomycetes; Eurotiales; Aspergillaceae
Product: alpha/beta hydrolase
Exons: 5
Coding region: 1-1263 (420 amino acids)
Source: RefSeq, a predicted model, not a curated record